Messenger RNA from Actinia tenebrosa (Australian red waratah sea anemone), 968 nucleotides. RefSeq names its product sperm flagella and cilia-associated protein 2. Gene Ontology annotation, molecular function: protein binding. NCBI's taxonomy places the organism in Eukaryota, Metazoa, Cnidaria, Anthozoa, Actiniaria, Actiniidae. The record is from RefSeq and is a predicted model, not a curated record.
AAAUGGCCGCCGGAUCAUAGUCGAAAAUACAACAGGAAAACCCCCAAAAAUACUGCUAAAACCCGUUCAUUAUGACAGAAAUAUUGUGCCGUUGGCUCAAUGAAGAGGUCGGGCUUAGCCGGCAAAUUGAUCAUUUCAAUUUUGCCAAGGAGUUUGCAACGGGAUAUCUCUUAGGGGAGCUCCUUGAGAAACAUGCUUUGCAAAACGACUUUGCAGAAUUUUCCCAAAGCAUUACGGCUGACUCUAAGCUGAAUAAUUUCACAAGACUGGAGCCUACUUUAAAGCUGCUGGAGGUUCCAUAUGAUACCAAUAUAGCUCAUGCAGUUAUGAAUGAGAACCACAGCGUUGUCACAAGACUCCUGUAUCAGCUGUUCAUAACACUAGGGAAGAAAAAUAAAAUGGGACUUACAGGUGUUGCCAUGGAAACAAUGAGACCCAGUGGUCCAGUAAAGCUUGAAAGCAUAGAAAGUGGCAUGUAUAAAGAGAGACUGAAGCAGUUAACAAAACGUCAAGUAGACCUCAACUUUGAAAACCUUGUACAGAGGUACCAAGCAAAGCAAAAACAACAGGAAGAACUGGCUUUCAAAGCAAAGUUUGAAGAAGAAGAAAAAUUCAGAAAACACCAACAAGCACAAAGAAUCAGAGGCCUAGAAAAGUCACGUCAAGUCAGGAAUAAGCAGCAAGAAAUGAUGGACAAGAUUCGCGAAGCAACGGUCAAGAUUCCAAAACCACCAGAUGCAAAGAAAUCUGGGAAAUCUAGAGGCGAGAUACGUCGACAGCGCGAAGCUGAGGAAGUUAAAGCCAAUAUUGAUGCAUUUGAAGCCAGCAUGAAGGCGACUAUUCCACCUGUUAGCCCAGCAGCGUUGGACGAUAUACCACGCGUUAGUCGAGAUGUAUCAGUAGAUGUCGAAGUAUUCAUACGUCAAGACUCAGCUAAACAGCUCCCCGACCCCUUGUCUGUCAUCAAG